CUUGAUCCUCUAUUCUUACUUGAAUGCAGCCAUGGAGAGCUCAAAUUAAGCCUCACGCAGCACUACUAUCCGGCCCCGGUUUGGGUCACCUCAUCCCCGUCCUGGAGCUAGAUGACGCAGUUUCAUAUGUUAUUUUCCACAACCCAUCUGAGGCUAGGGCUGCCGGUCGGAUAAUCACUAAGCUCUCUAUCCCCAGUUGCAGAGCAGUUAUGGAGAGUUCAAAGCCUCACGCAGCACUACUAUCCAGCCCCGGUUUGGGUCACCUCAUCCCCAUGCUGGAGCUCGGGAAACGGCUUGUAACUCAUCAUGGAUUUGACGUUACUGUCUUCACCAUAUCAGCUUCUACAUCACCUGCAGAGUCCCAACUUCUCCAGUCGAUUGCCAGUCCCCAGCUCCUAAACAUGGUUGAACUCCCCCCAGUGGACAUGUCCAACCUAGUUGACGCUGAUGCUAAGCUAGUUACACGCAUUGCUGCGAUUAUGAGGGAGAUAAUACCGAGAUUCCGGACCGCAAUCUCCGGAAUGAAGGUUCGACCCACAGUCCUCAUCCUGGACUUCUUUGGAUUUGAAGCCCUCCAUAUCUUAGAAUUCGACAUGCCAAAGUACAUUUACUUCCCUGGGACUGCAUGGUUUCUGUCAUUAUCGGUAUAUGCUCCAAUUUUAGAUAUGGAGGUGGAAGGGGAGUAUGUAGAUAGAACAGAACCGCUUAGUCUUCCCGGAUGCAAACCGGUACGGCCAGAAGAUGUGGUUGACCCGAUGCUGGACCGGACGAAUCAGGAGUACCUUCAGUACGUGCGCAUGGGGGCCGGGCUGUCUAAGUGUGACGGAAUUUUGUUGAACACGUGGGAGGAUCUGGAACCCACCACGCUCAGAGCACUUAGAGAUGAAGAAGCAAUGGCACCUUUUGUAAAGGUACCGAUUUACCCUAUUGGUCCUCUGACAAGAUGUCCAGGAGGGGUAGCUCCGAGGGAGCUGUUGGAUUGGCUAGACCUGCAACCCACUGAGUCAGUUAUUUACGUCUCUUUUGGGAGUGGUGGAACGAUCACAAUCGAGCAACUCACUGAGCUGGCUUGGGGAUUGGAACUGAGCCAGCACAGAUUUAUCUGGGUGGUGCGGCCGCCCAUCCAAAAUAAUUUAUAUGGGUCCUAUUUUACGUUAGGAAACGGAGGUGAUGAUCCAAUACGUUACUUGCCAGUUGGGUUCCUAGGCCGUACCAAAACUAUUGGAAUUGUGAUCCCAAACUGGGCUCCUCAAGUGGAUAUCCUCCGCCAUCCAUCGGUCGGAGGAUUUUUAUCACACUGCGGGUGGAGUUCCACGCUAGAGAGUAUAGUCAACGCUGUGCCAAUGAUUGCGUGGCCUCUUUUCGCGGAGCAAAGAUUGAAUGCGACGAUAGUGACGGAGGAUCUCGGAAUUGCUGUCAGACCGGAGGUGUUGCCGACUAAGAGGGUGGUGAGGAGAGAGGAGAUAGAGAAGAUGGUUAGGAGGGUGAUGGUUGACAAAGAAAUGAGAAAUAGAGUAAAAGAACUAAAGAAGAGUGGAGAGAGCGCUUUAAGCAAGGAUGCGUCCUCUUAUAACUCACUCUCUCUAAUAGCCAAAGACUGAAAUCAGCGUGCGUCUGCCAGAAAGACGAGGUUCAGUUAGGGUCCAUGGUUGCUGAUUUAUGUGACAGUGUGUGUAAAAUUUGGUGUAAUGGAUGAACCGUUCUGGAAUAAGAACGUAAUAAGUAUAUGGGGUAGGCCUAUUUCCGACUCCGCCACCCAUGGAAUUUGUCCUUGUAUUAAAGUGCAGCCCCAACCCCAUGACAGUGUUUCCUUAAAGUUUGCUUGUUUUCCUUCUUAUUUUGAUUGUUGAAAUCUUAUGUAUUGGAAGGUCCGUUGAUCACUUGUUGGUCUUUUUAAGAACAUGAUGCGAUGAAUCUUGUUCGUAAUACAAACCAGCGUGCAGCAUUUUUCAACGUUUA
This is a messenger RNA of Vitis riparia (riverbank grape), 1959 nucleotides long. RefSeq names its product anthocyanidin 3-O-glucosyltransferase 5-like. Gene Ontology annotation, molecular function: UDP-glycosyltransferase activity. Lineage: Eukaryota; Viridiplantae; Streptophyta; Magnoliopsida; Vitales; Vitaceae. The record is from RefSeq and is a predicted model, not a curated record. Bases 24 to 1601 code for a protein of 525 amino acids. The transcript has 3 exons.